Molecule: messenger RNA, 1606 nt
Organism: Coregonus clupeaformis (lake whitefish)
Lineage: Eukaryota; Metazoa; Chordata; Actinopteri; Salmoniformes; Salmonidae
Product: major histocompatibility complex class I-related gene protein-like
Exons: 2
Coding region: 99-1244 (381 amino acids)
Biological process (GO): immune response
Cellular component (GO): external side of plasma membrane
Source: RefSeq, a predicted model, not a curated record
CGUAGUAUAUUUUGUUUCAAAGCUAAUUGAAAGGGGAAGUCUGUUAGACUCACUUGAGAGCUUAGAAACCUGCUACUCGACGCUACACUUUCUAAAUCAUGGACAAACUGUCUGUCUUUUUGUUUGUUCAUUCGUUUUACACCAUUGUCAACUCAGGUUCAGGAUCACAUUCUCUGUGGGCACUUGGAACAUUUAUAAGCGGAGAGACGCCUUUUCCUGAGUUUAUGGUUGUGGUGAUGUUGGAUGACAUUCAAGUGGCUUACUAUGACUCCAACAUGGAAAACUUUAUCUACAGGGUACAUAACACCCCUAACAAAAUACAUGAUAACGAAGUUCAGGACGGAGCUUAUGUAUUUAGAUCUUUGUACCACCACAUGAAAGAGAGAUCAUUUAACCUAAAGCACCACUUAAACCUCACAGAAGGUGUUCAAGUUCAGCAAAGAAUGACUGGCUGUGAGAUGUUGGACAAUGGUGAACCAGCCCUGAUCAUGGCAAAGAACACUUUCAAUGCAGUUUUAGUAGAUCAUGCAAUAUAUUACAACAUGACACAUUUUAUAUACGAUGCAGGUAAACUACUUAAAGGAUGGGAUGGAAUAAGGAAAGAAUAUGCAAAAGGACUUUAUGUGAAUGUUUUCCUUCCCAUUUGCAUCAGAACACUGAAGACAAUCCUGAAGAGAGAGAAGAACGUUGUGAUGCGUAAAGUACCUCCCAGACUCAGGUUGAUAAAGAAAGAGGUUUCUGGAGGACUCCAGGUGAGCUGCCUGGCGUUUGGUUUCUACCCCCGCCACAUCAACCUGACCCUGCUGAGAGACGGCCAGCCAGUGGCAGAACAGGAGCUGGCAGUGGGGGAGGUUCUGCCUAGUGGAGACAGGACCUACCAGCUGAGGAAGAGUCUGGAGGUCAGUACUGAGGAGCUAAAGAAGAGACACAACUACACCUGUACUGCCUCUCACCUCAGUCUGGACAACAAGCUGGAUGUCAGUUGGGAGUCUGGGGCAGAGAGAGUACACCUAUCCACACUCUCAGGUCUACUGGUGAUGGUUCUGAUUGUUAUUCUAUUGGGCAUUUUCAUUUGUGUCAAAAGGAGGUGGAGAUGCACUGCCUCCCAGUCAAAACUUUGUCAAUUCAGCUCAAAUCACAAUGAAAAUAUGACUGCCAGAGCACCUAUGAGGGCAGACACAAAAUGUGCAAAAGAUUCUGUUAUUGUUGGUCAAUCUUCCCUUCCCCUUAACAAAGGACUGUAAAAGAUCAGUUUGCAGAGACUGUUGACAAUAACAAAUAUCUGGGCAUUAGUCCAGAUCUGCAUUUAUAUAUUGUAUAUGCUGGUUUGGCAUCCUGCUCAUUAACAAAGAUAAUAUUUUAAUUAUUUAUGUUAUGUAAUCUGUCAUUUAUAAUCAUGACUAUUCAUUAAUUUCACAAUGCACUUUAUAUCUGUAGUCAGUGCCAUGAAAAGUCCUUUAGUGUUACUUUUCCCCAGUCAAAUAUUCAGGCUUAUAUUUCCACUUCAAGGCUCGACCACAACAUAAAACGUAGCUUUUGAAUAUAAGAUCUAGUUUAAUUAACUGUUAUUUUGUAUUGAACACUGGCUGGUAUAUCAAAAGGCUGA